GGCGGCUGCGGCUCGGCGCUGAGCGCGUCCGUGGGCCGCUCGGGGCGUGGGCCGGCCGGCUGCUCGGGGAGUGGGUCGGCGUGGGCCCGCCCGCCUGCCCGCCCGCCCGCUCCGUCGCUCGCCCGCCCGCCCGCUCGCUCCAGGCCGGGUUUUGAAGCCGCCCGCCGCUGCCUCCUGGCGGCUCCUGAACUCCAGCCCCCUCUCGAUCAGCCGCUCACUCCGUCUCAAUAUGUCUCAAGAUGGCGGCCAAUGUGGGAUCGAUGUUUCAAUAUUGGAAGCGCUUUGAUUUACCGCAGCUGCAGAGGGAGCUCGAUGCUACAGCAACAGUAUUGGCCAACCGACAAGAUGAGAGUGAGCAGUCUCGGAAGAGGCUCAUCGAGCAGAGUCGAGAGUUCAAGAAAAACACUCCAGAGGAUUUGCGCAAGCAGGUAGCUCCUUUGUUGAAGAGUUUCCAAGGAGAGAUUGAUGCACUGAGUAAAAGAAGCAAAGAAGCCGAGGCAGCCUUCUUGAAUGUCUAUAAGAGAUUAAUUGAUGUCCCAGGUAGCAAUGUGGACAUUGAACCCACCCUAGGAAAAGGGGGCAUUGGGUAUCGCUGCUAUGUUCUCAUCAUCCCCAGCUCGUUACGGGCUCCUAGCCCCAAGCUUGUAAAUCUCUGCUGGAUGACAGAGCACAGCGAAGGGCCGUCAUUCGUGCUGGAAAUGCAGAUCUUGUCCAGCCAGGGCAAGUAUCCUUCCUUGAGUGCGGUGCCCAGGUGUCCAGGGUCGAAUGGUGUACAGCAGACGCGGUCUGACUCCAGCAGUGCACGGCCAGACCCUCCCAUCCUUCGUGAGAGUGUCAUUCAGCCUUUCCUAAUAGUCCCUGGGAUGGCUUCAGCUUUCCUGGCAGGGCCCGAGCUGUACCAGGUCCUUGUGCAGAUGGUGAAAGUCCCAGCAGAGGCAGAGUUUGCCACCCCGACACAGCCCCAGCCCACAUCACCUCCCGUGGCCGACGAAAUUGAAAUGAUCAUGACCGACCUUGAAAGAGCAAAUCAGAGGGCAGAGGUGGCUCAGAGAGAGGCAGAGACCUUAAGGGAACAACUCUCGUCAGCUAACAAAUCUCUCCAGCUCGCCACGCAGAUCCAGAAGGCGCCCGAUGUGGAGCAGGCGAUAGAGGUACUGACCCGUUCCAGCUUGGAAGUUGAACUGGCUGCCAAAGAGCGGGAGAUCGCCCAGCUUGUAGAAGAUGUUCAGCGACUCCAGGCCAGCCUGACGAAGCUCCGAGAGAAUUCAGCCAGCCAGAUAUCCCAGCUUGAGCAGCAACUGAGUGCCAAGAACAGCACACUCAAACAACUGGAAGAAAAACUGAAAGGACAGGCUGAUUAUGAAGAAGUGAAGAAAGAAUUAAACAUCCUGAAAUCCAUGGAAUUCGCCCCCUCCGAAGGCGCUGGGACCCAGGAUGCAUCCAAGCCACUGGAGGUCUUACUGCUGGAGAAGAACCGCUCUCUGCAGUCCGAGAACGCCACCCUGCGAAUUACCAAUAGUGACCUGAGCGGUCAAUACAGCACAAACUCCAUCCCCUCCCAAAGCCCGUUACAACAAAGCCCCGACGUAAACGGCCUGGCCCCGUCUCCCAGCCGGUCCGAAAGUGCUGGCAGCGUCUCCGAAGGCGAGGAGAUGGACACGGCCGAGAUCGCACGCCAGGUGAAAGAACAGCUAAUUAAGCACAACAUCGGACAGCGGAUAUUUGGACAUUAUGUCUUGGGACUGUCGCAAGGGUCUGUGAGCGAGAUCCUGGCCCGGCCGAAGCCGUGGAACAAGCUGACCGUGCGGGGCAAGGAGCCGUUUCACAAGAUGAAGCAGUUCCUGUCAGACGAGCAGAACAUCUUGGCUCUCCGGAGCAUCCAGGGCCGACAAAGAGAAAAUCCAGGCCAGAACCUGAACAGACUAUUUCAGGAAGUGCCGAAGCGAAGAAAUGGGUCUGAAGGUAACAUCACGACUCGGAUCCGAACCACUGAAACUGGCUCUGACGAAGCCAUCAAGUCAAUUCUGGAGCAAGCCAAAAGGGAGCUACAAGUACAGAAAACAGCAGAGCCAGCCCAGCCCUCCUCGACCUCGAGCAGCGGUAACUCAGACGAUGCCAUCCGAUCCAUCCUGCAGCAAGCUCGCCGAGAAAUGGAGGCCCAGCAAGCAGCCCUUGACCCUGCCUUAAAGCCAACGCCCUUGUCUCAAGCUGACAUCUCCAUCUUAUCCCCCAAAAUAAUAACCACCUCACCAAUGUCCUCAGUGUCCAGUUACUCUCCUUUGGCCAUUUCCCUGAAGAAACACUCUUCAGUAGCAGAUUCUAGUAUCUCUGCUUUGCAGAACCUCUCAGGUCUCAAGAAGGAGUCCCAGGAGGCCCCUGUGUUAGAGCUUCAUGGGGUAACAGAUGCUGCACAGGGUGUGCUCAGGCACGUUAAAAAUGAGCUGGGCCGGGGUGGUGUCUGGAAGGACCAUUGGUGGAACACUGUCCAGCAUGAAAGGAGAAACCCCGCUCCUCCUGAGGAGAUAAAGGUCGAGGAAACCAACAGUGGGAAGGAAAAACCCAGCAGCAGUAACCAGCCCCGGCCGGACCGCAGCCAGCUCCAAGGACCCUCUUCUUCCGAGUACUGGAAAGAGUGGCCAAGCGCAGAGUCGCCCUACUCCCAGAGCUCAGAGCUGAGCUUGACGGGAGCCAGCCGCAGCGAGACACCCCAAAACAGCCCUCUUCCUUCUUCCCCUAUCGUGCCCAUGUCAAAGCCAUCCAAACCCUCCGUCCCGCCAUUGACACCGGAGCAGUACGAGAUUUACAUGUACCAGGAAGUGGACACGAUAGAGCUGACGCGCCAGGUUAAAGAGAAGCUGGCCAAGAAUGGCAUCUGUCAAAGAAUCUUCGGGGAAAAGGUUUUGGGCCUCUCACAGGGCAGUGUCAGUGACAUGCUGUCAAGGCCGAAGCCGUGGAGUAAACUGACCCAGAAGGGCCGGGAACCAUUUAUUCGGAUGCAGCUGUGGCUCAACGGUGAGCUGGGCCAGUGCGUCCUGCCUGUGCAAGGGCAACCAUCGGGACAAGUCCUCCACUCUGUGACGUCAUUGCAGGACCCCCUCCAGCAGGGCUGUGUGAGCUCAGACAGCACUCCAAAGACCUCGGCCAGUUGUAGCCCUGCCCCAGAAUCCCCGAUGAGCUCCAGCGAAUCGGUAAAGAGUUUAACCGAGUUGGUACAGCAGCCGUGUCCUGCCAUCGAAACAAGCAAAGAUGGAAAAGUUCCAGAGCCCGGGGACCCUCCUGCCUCUGACUCCCAGCCAACGACGCCUCUGCCGCUCUCAGGACACUCGGCCCUCAGCAUCCAAGAGCUGGUCGCCAUGUCGCCCGAGCUAGACACGUAUGGCAUCACCAAGAGGGUCAAAGAAGUGCUCACGGACAAUAACCUUGGUCAGCGUCUGUUUGGGGAGACGAUCUUGGGGCUCACCCAAGGCUCCGUCUCUGACCUUCUCGCUCGCCCCAAGCCCUGGCACAAAUUGAGUUUGAAGGGAAGAGAGCCCUUUGUCCGGAUGCAGCUGUGGUUGAAUGAUCCCAACAACGUGGAGAAGUUGAUGGACAUGAAGCGGAUGGAGAAGAAAGCCUACAUGAAGCGGAGGCACAGCUCAGUGAGCGAUAGCCAGCCGUGUGAGCCCUCCUCAGUGGGCAUCGACUACAACCAGGGCGCCAGCCCCCAGCCCCAGCAUCAGCUGAAGAAACCCCGCGUGGUGUUGGCACCAGAAGAGAAGGAAGCUCUCAAACGAGCCUAUCAGCAAAAGCCAUACCCAUCACCAAAAACCAUUGAAGAACUCGCCACCCAGCUCAACCUGAAAACCAGCACCGUGAUCAACUGGUUCCAUAACUACAGGUCUCGCAUCCGCAGAGAACUAUUCAUCGAAGAAAUCCAAGCAGGAAGCCAGAGCCAGGCCGGGGCCAGCGACUCGCCGUCGGCCAGGAGCGGCCGGGCGGCCUGUCACAGCUCGGAGGGCGACAGCUGCGACGGCGCGGACGCGGAGGGGCCGCCCGAAGGGAAGCCGGGCACCAGCGGCCCCGAAGCGCCCGAGGAAGCCGGCGGCGCGGCCACAAAGUCUCAGGGAGGGCAGGCGGAGGCGGCGGCGGAAGCGGGCGGGGAGGCCCAGCAGAAGACCGAGUCUUCGCUCCAUUUGGGAACGGAGACCCUGGCCGAGACCGACGACGAGGGCCGGCCCGGGGGGCCGCGUCGGAGCUCUCCGCCAGGGUCUCAAGGUGCAGGAGAACCCCCGGAGGCCCCGCCAAACUCUGCUCCAGAAGAGGACGCCUCUACCUCAGCCGCCUCCGCCGCGGUCCCCGCCGGGGAGAGCCCCUACAAGCCGAAGGAGAGCGCGGAGAAAAGUCCCAGCUUGCCAAGUACCAGCUCCACCGCGGCCGGCCCGGGCCCGGGCCCGGGCUCCCAAAAGACCAGCUCACUGCAGAGCCUGUUCAGCUUCCCCGAGGCCGGCUCCAGGAACACGCGGGACAACACGCUGAGGAGAAAGAAAGCGGCCAACUUGAACAGCAUCAUCCACCGCCUGGAGAAGGCCGCCAGCCGGGAAGAGCCCGUGGAGUGGGAGUUUUGA
This is a messenger RNA of Trichosurus vulpecula (common brushtail), 4604 nucleotides long. It is a transcript of the gene CUX1, whose product is annotated as cut like homeobox 1. Gene Ontology annotation, biological process: regulation of DNA-templated transcription. The coding region runs from base 240 to 4604 and encodes 1454 amino acids. NCBI's taxonomy places the organism in Eukaryota, Metazoa, Chordata, Mammalia, Diprotodontia, Phalangeridae. Gene Ontology annotation, molecular function: DNA-binding transcription factor activity, RNA polymerase II-specific; DNA binding. The transcript has 24 exons. The record is from RefSeq and is a predicted model, not a curated record.